Messenger RNA from Aureococcus anophagefferens, 1215 nucleotides. RefSeq lists its product as hypothetical. Lineage: Eukaryota; Pelagophyceae; Pelagomonadales; Pelagomonadaceae. The record is from RefSeq and is a predicted model, not a curated record. Bases 1 to 1215 code for a protein of 404 amino acids. The transcript has a single exon.
AUGCUCGGAAGGCUGCUGUGGCUUGCAGCUACUACACCAGCGCUCGAGGAGGCCGCAGCCGCAGCUACUACACCAGCGCUCGAGGAGGCCGCAGCCGCGGCUACUACACCAGCGCUCGAGGAGACCUGCGCCCCCCUCGACGUGCGGAUCCUCUCGCGCGAUGAUGCCGACGAGCACGCGAACGCGUCGGCGCUGUGGCCGCGCGCGCUGCCGAACGCCGUCGUCGGCCCCAAGAACCGCGUCGCGCUGGCAGGCGCCUACGCCGACGAGGCGGCGGCCGCCGGCGAGGCCGGCGACGGCCGCAGCGGCUGGCUCAAUCUCCUCGCGUCGCACGAUCUCGACCCGAGUCCGUGGGCCGCGGAGCAGCUCGUCGCCAACUACCGCGCCGCGGGCUACGACUCCCUGGCCGACGGCGUCGCGAGGACGCCCGCCGCGGCCCGUCCGAAAGUGGCGCCGACGGGCGAGUUCGUCGCGCCCUUCGCGGCGCUCGUCGGCCGCUGGGACCUCUCAGCGCCGCCGCUCGGGCCGGAGGCCGUCGCCGACGGCAACCGGGCGCUGUACGCCGCCGCCGCGCGCGCCUACGACGCCGUGCGGGCGCGCCUGCCGCCGGACACGACGGCGACGGGCGUCAACCACGCGCUCUUCGAGUGGCAGAUGCGCGUGCUCCGCAAGACGGGCGCCGUCGCGGCGUCGCUGGGGGCCGUGCCCCUCUGGGCCGACGUUCAAACCGCGGCCCGCGGCGCCGCGCGCGAGCUCCUCGCGGCCCACGGCGGCGAUCCGGCAAAGGUCGACGCCGCGACGUGCGUCUCCUGGAUCUCCGUCCACGUCGUCGGCGACUCCGUCCACGAGCCCCACAACACGGACGACUCGCUCGUCGGCGGCGUCUACUACGUCUCCGUGCCGCCGGGGAGCCAGGACCUCGCGCUCUACGACCCGCGCGGCGCGCGGCCCUUCGACGCCGGCGGCGACGGCGGCGGCGGGCGCCGCGUCGCGCGGCCGGACGCGCCGUUCCACCGCACGGUGGAGCUGCCCGCGGCCGAGGGGGUCUUGGUGCUGUUCCCGGGCUGGAUGGUCCACCAGGUACUACCGUCCGCGGCGUCGUCGCGAGCGUCGGAGACGUACCGCGUCUCCAUCUCCGUGAACUUCAAGGGCGAGUGGCAGGACACGACGGGCCUGUCGCUCGCCUUCCCGCCGGGGACGACGUUCGGGAGCUAA